AUGGACAUGGAGGUACAUCUGCUACAGCAAAGUCAGACUUACGAUGCCAUCAAGCAGUUCAUCAAACUAGACUCCAAUGCCUCUCUAAUAGCUGGAGGCAUCGCCGGUGCAGUGUCCAGAACGAUAGUAUCACCAUUUGAAAGAGCCAAGAUCUUGCUACAGCUCCAGGGAGCAGAGGCUCAGAAGGCUUAUCGGGGCAUGUUUCCCACCAUAUGGAAAAUGUACAAGGAUGAGGGCUGGAGGGGCUGGUUCCGUGGAAAUACCCUUAACUGCAUAAGAAUUGUACCUUACAGCGCCGUGCAAUUUGCUGUUUUUGAAGAAGUCAAGUUGUUUUUGCUUAGUAUGAAGCCUGAGGGUCAGAGAACUUUAACCGAAGUUGACCGUCUUGUGGCUGGUUCUGUAGGAGGCAUCUGUUCCGUAGCUGCCACUUAUCCACUUGAUUUGGUGAGAGCCAGGAUUACUGUGCAAACGGCAUCGUUGUCGAAAUUGAACAGGGCGAAGCUUAUCAAAGCUCCAGGGGUUUGGGAUACGCUUCGUGACGUGUACCAGAACGAAGGAGGAUUCUUUGCGCUUUACAAAGGUAUCGUGCCUACAACCAUGGGCGUGGCACCGUAUGUGGCAAUCAAUUUUGCGUUGUAUGAGUACUUGCGUGACUCCAUGAACGCGUCAACUCAAUAUGACUUCAGUAAUCCUCUCUGGAAGUUGAGUGCUGGUGCUUUCAGCAGUUUUGUUGGAGGAGUAUUGAUCUAUCCCCUCGAUUUGCUUCGAAAGCGCUACCAGGUGGCCAGCAUGGCAGGUGGAGAGCUUGGGUUCCAAUAUGGAUCGGUCACACAUGCAUUGAUGACUAUUUUCAAAAACGAGGGCUUCUUCGGUGCAUACAAAGGCUUGACAGCGAACUUAUACAAGAUUGUUCCAUCGAUGGCGGUAAGUUGGGUCUGCUAUGAUACGUUGAAGGCUGCCAUUGCCGAUUGGUGA
This is a messenger RNA of Sungouiella intermedia, 975 nucleotides long. The record is from the annotation of a GenBank genome assembly. NCBI's taxonomy places the organism in Eukaryota, Fungi, Ascomycota, Pichiomycetes, Serinales, Metschnikowiaceae.